GAAAAAAGGUGCGUAUUUUGUGAAAAUUGUUGAUAAAAGAUUACCUGACGCCUUGAGAAUGCAUCCCAAUUGGAGAGCACUGGCAUCAGUGGAUUUUAAGCGGAAAAUUUUCGUUCGAGAAAGUGAAGCAUCCACUUCGAAGGAUGAGGGUGAUGUUGAUAGGGUUUGGGAGAUUACAGCCACAAAGACAGGUUCUGAGGCUAAAGAAUUCUAUGAAGAAGUGACUCAGGACUCACAGAAACAAAUCUCACAAACAAUUCCUGUGAGAAAAAUCGAGAAAGCGCGUCGGAAAAGUGAGAAGAAACCAUUCAAUCAAAAUACUUUCUUCAGAGCUGUUGUAAACAAUGACAGAAAGAGUGUCCGGGAAAUGGAUUUCCGGGACCAUCUCGAGGCUGUAGAUAGCUACGGAUGGACAGCACUAAUGAUGGCUUCCUGUGAGGGAGCUGAAGAGACUUUCCGGCUUCUCCUUGAAGCAGGAGCUUCCCUAGAAGCUUGUGACAGUCAUGGGAACACUGUUGUCAAUUUGGCCAGGAAAAAAGGCCAUAAGAACAUCCUACAAGCCAUUGAUGACAUGUACCAUCCCCCAGGAGGAUCUCAAGAUCCCUCAGACAAAAAUUCCCAGAUCUCUCCGCAUUUCUGUGAGACAUGCAGCGUGGAAUUCAAAGAAACCUCGAGAGAAGCCCAUGAGACUUCCACCCUUCACAAAUUCAACACCAAAAGUGCCAUUUCCUUCCAGCAGCGCUUCCCAGUACCUGACAGCAAUCGUGGCUGCAGGAUUAUGCUGAAGCAGGGAUGGAAUAAAAUGGAUGGACUUGGUCCAAGUGGCCAUGGAAGGCUGUUCCCAGUGAAAACUGUGAUAAGACAUGGUCGCAGUGGGAUUGGAGUUACUCAGAAUGCUCCCAGAGUAACUCACUUUGCAGCUAAUGAUCCUGCAGCGGUUGCUGGGAGGAAGAGAGGCAGUCGGGAACGCACCCGACGAGAGAUACAGAAAGAUUUCUACAGCGAGAAGGAACGAGAGAAGCGAUUUCGUCAGCAACUCUCAUGAUUAUCUUCAAAUUAUGUUUGUUUCAGCCAACAUGAAGUCAGACGCGGAAAAAACCAUUGAGAUUCUCGAGGCGACUGAGCGUGUAGCAGACAAGAUACUGAUGAAUAAGCAGGAGAUCAUUGAGCUGGACAAGAGGCGUCAGGCCAACCGUGAAGCCCUGAGGGAGGUGCGAAAGAGUGAGGAGCGAAAACACUGGAUUUACGUGGGAUGUCUCCUGGUAAAGAUGAUCCGGGAAAAAGCAGUGGCACUCCUCGAGAAAGGUACGGAGACCUCAACUUCUCGAAAUUAGUAGAAAAAAAAACCCUGUUGAAUUGGCUUUCUAUCUGCAGAUCAGAGGGUUAUCGACGAUGAUAUUGAGAGACUGAGAAAUGAACAGAGGAAAUUGGUCAAUGAACUUCGAGACUUGGAGCAUCUGUCCCCGGCCAAGGGAUUUGAUAUUAAGCCAUUAGCAAGCAAUGAAUUAUCCGCACUUCAGAGCAAUUUGCUAAAAUUUCGAUAAUAAAAGCGAGAAUUCUUAAAUGUUA
Phlebotomus papatasi is the source of this 1569-nucleotide messenger RNA. Its product is annotated as G patch domain and ankyrin repeat-containing protein 1 homolog. The transcript has a single exon. Gene Ontology annotation, molecular function: protein binding; nucleic acid binding. The record is from RefSeq and is a predicted model, not a curated record. NCBI's taxonomy places the organism in Eukaryota, Metazoa, Arthropoda, Insecta, Diptera, Psychodidae. Bases 59 to 1045 code for a protein of 328 amino acids.